Molecule: messenger RNA, 2318 nt
Organism: Penaeus chinensis
Lineage: Eukaryota; Metazoa; Arthropoda; Malacostraca; Decapoda; Penaeidae
Product: organic cation transporter protein-like
Exons: 12
Coding region: 185-1831 (548 amino acids)
Biological process (GO): transmembrane transport
Cellular component (GO): membrane
Molecular function (GO): transmembrane transporter activity
Source: RefSeq, a predicted model, not a curated record
ACCAAUACCUUGUUUCCAGCUCACAUAGUUAACAUUAACAUCAUCAAGAACGUUAUCACAAUCAAUAAUCCCACAGUUAUCAUUAAUAUUACUAGUAUCAUUAUUUGUCAAAAGAAUAGUCAAUGAGCUUACAGAUUGAUCUCUGAACCGGCGUUUGACCUGUAAGGACUAGAUUACCCUUGCUAUGCCCAAGUUUGACGACCUUCUCACACAUCUUGGGACUGGGAGAUGGAACCUGCUCUAUGCCAUCGCUAUGGGCUAUUGGGCUCUGCAGGUUCCCUACCACAGCAUGGGCGCGGCAUUCCUAACACCACACCAAGACUUCACAUGUGUUAACUCCGACGUGGAAAUUCUUCAAAACAGAUCACAAUGCAUUUACAACAUAACAACAUCGGACGGCGAGAAUGAGGAGCGACUUUGCACGGAAUGGGCUUUUGACAACAGUACCUACGCUAGCACUAUUACUUCUGAGUUUGGCUUGGUGUGCGAAUUCAGCUUCCUCCGGGCGACCUUCAAGAGCGUGUAUUUCCUUGGAGCUUUCGUGGGGUCAAUCCUCAACGGUUGGAUCUCGGACAAAUACGGACGCAAGAAAAUGCAUACCGCCGGCGUCCUUGCGUUCGUUGUCCUCGGAAAUUCACUCUGCUGGAUGCCCAACAUCUCCGCUAUCUUGGUUGCACGGUUCCUGAUGGGCGUCGGUCAUCCGUCAUCCACCGAGACGGGUUAUAGUCUAGUCAUGGAGACCUGUGAACCUCGCCUAAGGUCUGUGAUCGGUAUCCUCGUGUUUCUACCUUGGUGCUUCUCGCUUAUCACCCUCGGAGGUUAUGGUUAUCUGCUGAGGGACUGGCGGUGGCUGAUGUUCACUGUAUCUCUGCCUGGGGUCCUCUAUUUGCCUAUGCUAUGGCUAAUGGACGAAUCACCCAGGUGGCUCAUUGUACGGGGCAGACACGCAGAGGCUCUUCGUGUACUACGCCGAGCUUCACGUUGGAAUAAGGUUGAGCUUCCGUCAGAGGAACAGCUGUACGCGAUCAUGAAGGAGACGCAGGCGGAGGAAACCGAUUCCCAGCGGCGUGAGGCUGAACAUCCUCGCGGACUGAAGACUACCCUGAAAAACGUAGCCAAUGUAAUUGCCGUUCUGUUUAGAACCAGAAAGAUUCGGACGAUAACACUCUGCCUGUACGCCAACUUUUUUCUGGUGGAUUCUGUGUACUACGGUCUCUCUCUCGGAGGCGACAGGUUCGGUGUUGAUCCUUAUGCGUACAUGGCCCUGGGAGGUGUGAUGGAGACACCGGCCAACAGCAUAACGAUUCCUUUGGUGGAGAAACUGGGAAGGAGGGCUUCGAAUAUCAUGUGUUUCGUUGUCAGCGGUGUCGCACUUCUGGCUCUCGGGGUUACGCCAUCAAGUAUUAGCUGGCUGGUGACAGCGAUGAUAAUGAUCGGGAAAUUGGCUAUCACCGCAGCCUACAUGAUGCUUUACUUCCACGCGAACGAACUCUUUCCGACCGAGGUGCGGCAGCGCGGCAUGAGCACGUGCGCGAUGGUGGCCAAAGUCGGCUCUGUUGCUGUCCCUUUCCUGGUGGAAAUCCUGGGUUCAAUCGGAUCGUGGGUGCCCCUCGUAACCUUCGGGGGCGCCUCGUUAGUAGCAGCAGGGAUCAUGACCAGGCUGCCGGAGACUCGCGGGGUUCCCAUGAAAGACACCGUUGCGGAGCUGGAGGAUUCGGCUGCCCAUCGAGCACGCAGCAGCGUCACCUUCCUGUCUCCGAGUGAAGAAAAGAAGGACGGGUUCCUGGCUGUCCAUGGACGACCAUCACAAUCCUCAGGGCACCAUUUAUAGGCCUACGUGAACAUAUUGUAAAUAAAUCGACGAAGGAGUGGACCAAAAAAUACACGAAUAACACGAAGGACUUUUUGAUAUAUUGCUCCUUCGUUGUUUUAUUUAUAAUAGGUUUACGUGUAUUGCGCUACUGCUUUAGUGAUUAUUUACCAUAUAAAUAUGGUCUCUGAAGAAGUAGUCAAACCAAAGGACUAUUGGGAAUGUAUGUUUCCUUGCACUGACUAUUGUUAAAAGUUUACAAAGCGUUCACUGUAAAUUCUUCAUUAUGAAUCGAGGCAACAGUUCGAAGAGAACGACUGGGAGAUACUUUCACUUCAAAACCUCCCUUCAUUUCGACUUUUUCAGGGUUAUUCCACCGUUGAAUGGUGUCCCCGAGUUUUAAGGCCCUACCACACAUGCACAGUGUGAUUUGUAAAUCUUAUUUUUUUUCUUAGCGAAAACUCUCUUCGACAGUAUUGUAUAACAUCAAUAAAUUCCCUGGACGUGG